Macaca mulatta (Rhesus monkey) is the source of this 2076-nucleotide messenger RNA. The record is from RefSeq and is a predicted model, not a curated record. NCBI's taxonomy places the organism in Eukaryota, Metazoa, Chordata, Mammalia, Primates, Cercopithecidae.
CGAACUUUCCUGGAAACACGCCCCUGGCCGUUUUCCCGCUGCCUUUAGCGUGAACCGCGGGUGCGGCGCCUCGCGUGAAAACAGCAAAUUCCCUGUCACGCUUGCUGCGAACGCGGGGUGUUCCCGAAACUCGGCGGCUUCCCGUAAACCCCGCUCCUUCCUCUUCGGGGGGUGGGUCCGGCGCGGGUCCGCCGCCUCCUCCCCGGCCCCUCCCUCCCGUCUGUUUCAUUUUCCUGGGGCUCCGGGGCCCGGAGAAGCUGCAUCCAGGAGGAGCGCGUCCCGCAGCGGACCCGGGAGUGUCCCGAGAGCCAGUGACAAGGACCAGGGGCCCCUGAGGCUGCUGAAGUCCCGCCAGCCAUGCAGACCUGGCCCCUGGUGUUCCCCGGCCCCGUUUCCUGGCCCUUUGGGGCCCUCCUGCUCCUGGCUGCCUCCUUGAGUGCUCAGAAUGAAGGUUGGGACAGCCCCAUCUGCACAGAGGGGGUGGUCUCUGUGUCUCGGGGCGAGAACACUGUCAUGACCUGCAACAUAUCCAACGCCUUCUCCCAUGUCAUCAUCAAGCUGCGUGCCCAGGGGCAGGAGAGCACCAUCUUCAAUGAGGUGGCCCCAGGCUACUUCUCCCGGGAUGGCUGGCAGCUCCAAGUUCAGGGAGGCGUGGCCCAGCUGGUGAUCAAAGGCACCCGGGACUCCCACGCUGGGCUGUACACCUGGCACCUCGUGGGACGCCAGAGAAAUAACAGACAAGUCACACUGGAGGUUUCAGGUGCAGAACCCCAGUCCACCCCCGACGCUGGGUCCUGGCCUGUGCCUGUGGUGGUCACUGCUGUCUUCAUCCUCUUGGUUCUUACGGUCAUGUUCGCCUGGUACAGGUGCCGCUGUUCGCAGCAACGCCAGGAGGGACACAACCUGGAGUUUCCGAGCCAAGGGAACCUCUUGCUUAGGGCGCCGUGCGAAGUGGGUUCGACCUCCAGCAGGCUCAAAACCAAGAUGAAGGUCUUCUUCCUAGAACCCCUCCUCAGAGUGGGAGUACAGCAGGGCCUGAGCAGAGCCUCCCCUGGCCUGUGGACCCCAGACCCCAAGCCUACUCCGAGGCCGCCGGCACUGGUGGUCAAACCCUCAGCACUUGGAGCCCUGGAGCUGCUGUCCCCACAACCCUUGUUUCCAGAUGCCAUAGACCCAUAACCACCUAUAAGGCAGAGAGGACACCGGCGAGCCGGCCCUGAGUGCCAACCUUGGGUGGCAGGGCCUGGGUCUCUAGUCCCACCCGGAGGGCACAGACACUGGCUUGCUUGGGAGGGUCUGGGAGAGCUGGUGGCAGGCUGGGCCCCUGCGUCACCCACUCCAGGGCGGGUGCAGACCCUUCCCCUCCACCCCCCUGGUCUUCCAAGCUCUGUUUCCUCAGUUUCCAAAAUAGGAACAGCUCACCUCCGCAGCACGCGACCUACCAGGACCCAUGCCCCUCCCUCCGCCCUCAUCAAACCCGGAGACCCGGGCUCCCUUUCUGCCACCCCAGCCUGAGUCCAGCCUCCAUGCCCAAGUGAGGGGGCCGCUGCCGGAACCUCAGACACACUCCAGUUCAGGGCUGUAGGAGGCCUUGGCUGCAUAUGCCUAUGACCAAUGGCAGGCUUUGGGGGCCCCUCCGCGGGAGCCCCAGGGGCCAAGGUGGGGUGCGGGGGUUAGAGUCUGGGAUGGCUCCUGGCCCCACCGCCAGGGGGCAGCGCAGGCCGGGCCGGGAGGAGGCGGUGGUGGCUCGGGCUGGGAGUCAGGCGGACGCUGCCCUCCGGGGCUGGACGUGCAUCCCUCAGUCUCUUGGCCGCCUGGGAGUCGGUCCCUCGUGCCCACCCCACCUGCCAGGCCUCCUUGGACCCACAUCUGUUCCUGCUUUUGUCUUCGUCACUGCGGCAGAGCCCUUUGACAUCUUGAUAUGUAUCGGGUGAAAAAAAUAACUUUGGGAAUCCCCCUUCAGUUCUUUGAAAAGGUUCCAUGACUUGAAUCUCUGAAAUGAAGAAAACAACCGACUCACAAACCUGCAAGUAGCUGGGAAAUGCAAUUUUUAAAAUGAAAAACAAAAAUCUGAAA